CAAAAAACAAGCCCAACAAACAACAUCAUCAUUUUCCCCAAUUUUCUCUCUCCUCUCCUCAAACGUCGAAGAAACCUCAUACUUUCCGCAGUCUCAACUCUCCCACAAACCCAGAAAAAAGAGGAGAGAGAAAAUCCAUCCAUUAAAGCUCAAAUCACCUAAACUCAACCUCAAAUCUACACUUUUUUUGUUCUUAAUCUUAUCAAAUCAAUCGAUAAAUCGAUCAUGUAUAGAGUUGCAGCUUCUCGUACCAAAGCUCUUAAUAAGGCUCGUGGAGGCAGCAGGUAUUUGGCGCGGUAUGCCAGUUCAAGUGCUGCAGCUGUGCAAACAAACACUUCAUCGGGAUUAUUCAGCUGGAUUUUUGGGGGAAAGUCUAGUUCUGUCCCUCCGCUAGAUUUCCCAUUGGAGGGAGUAACAGUGCCACCUUCUUUGCCUGACUAUGUGGAACCGGCAAAAACCAUUGUAACUACGCUUCCGAAUGGGGUCAAGAUUGCAUCUGAAGCAUCACCUAACCCUACAGCCUCUAUUGGUCUGUAUGUUGAUUCUGGGUCGAUUUAUGAGACACCAUACUCAUUUGGCGCAACACACCUUUUAGAGCGCAUGGCAUUCAAAAGCACAACAAACCGUAGCCACCUGCGCAUUGUGCGUGAAGUGGAGGCUGUAGGAGGAAAUGUGACAGCCUCAGCUUCUCGGGAGCAGAUGGGUUACACUUUUGAUGCUUUGAAGACUUAUGUUCCUGAAAUGGUUGAACUUCUUGUAGAUUCUGUGAGGAACCCUGCAUUUUUGGAUUGGGAGGUCAAUGAGACGCUCAAGAAGCUGAAGCUUGAGGUAAAUGAAGCUUCCAACAACCCUCAGGCAUUGCUUGUGGAGGCAAUCCAUUCUGCUGGCUACUCAGGUGCCCUAGCAAACUCUCUUAUGGCUCAAGAAUCAACAAUGUUCCGAUUGGAUAGCUCUGUUUUGGAGCAAUUUGUUGCUGAGAAUUAUACUGCUCCUCGUAUGGUACUUGCUGCUUCUGGGGUUGAGCAUGAAGACCUGUUAUCUAUUGCAGAGCCUCUUCUGUCAGACCUACCUCAUGUACCACGUCCAGAAGAGCCAAAAUCUGUUUAUAUUGGUGGGGAUUACCGUUGCCAAGCAGGAUCAGGGAUGACACAUUUUGCACUGGCUUUUGAACUUCCUGGUGGCUGGCAUAAGGAUAAAGAUGCAAUGGUUAUGACUGUUCUUCAGAUGCUAAUGGGAGGUGGUGGAUCCUUUUCUGCUGGUGGUCCUGGAAAAGGAAUGUAUUCACGACUAUAUUUGAAUGUCCUUAACGAGUACCCACAAAUCCAUUCCUUCUCUGCCUUCAACAGCAUCUACAAUACCACUGGCCUCUUUGGAAUUCAAGCUACCACUGGUUCUGACUUUGUAACAAAAGCAAUUGAGAUUGCUGCUAGAGAACUCAUUGCAGUCGCAACACCUGGAGAAGUCACACAAUUACAGCUAGAUCGUGCUAAAGCAGCAACAAAGUCUGCUAUUCUGAUGAAUUUGGAAUCUAGAAUGGUUGCAUCGGAAGAUAUUGGCCGACAAAUUUUGACAUAUGGAGAGAGGAAACCGGUAGAACAUUUUUUGAAGUCCAUUGAUGAGAUCUCUACAAAGGACAUCAGUUCUAUGGCACAAAAGCUCUUAUCCUCACCUCUUACAAUGGCUUCUCAUGGCGAUGUUCUUUAUGUUCCAAACUAUGAUUCUGUAAGUGGCAUCUUCCAUUCAAAGUGAAGAAAUCCAACGAAGGACCUUUGCCAUCCUUCUCUUCUCUUCUCUUCGGUUUCCUGAACACUUCUGGAUUAUGACUUCAAGAAGCUUUUACAGGCAGGAGUUAUUUUUUGAUAAUAAAAGGAAAUUGGAGACUAUAAUUUUUUGGUAUCCUGCAUACGCAGUGUUGAGGAGCAAAUUUUCCAUGUAUUUAUCCUGUGCUAGCGUUGUUUCACAACCCCUACGACGCGUAUUUCAGCAAUUUAUGGUUGAUGUUGUAAUUCAAGACAACCUUAAUCAUACAAAAUCGUUACAUUCUUUUUCUUUGGCA
Messenger RNA from Beta vulgaris subsp. vulgaris (sugar beet), 2056 nucleotides. Its product is annotated as mitochondrial-processing peptidase subunit alpha. Gene Ontology annotation, molecular function: metalloendopeptidase activity; metal ion binding. The record is from RefSeq and is a predicted model, not a curated record. Lineage: Eukaryota; Viridiplantae; Streptophyta; Magnoliopsida; Caryophyllales; Amaranthaceae. Gene Ontology annotation, biological process: proteolysis. The transcript is spliced from 13 exons. Gene Ontology annotation, cellular component: mitochondrion. Bases 226 to 1749 code for a protein of 507 amino acids.